Carassius gibelio (silver crucian carp) is the source of this 779-nucleotide messenger RNA. RefSeq names its product transcriptional adapter 3. The record is from RefSeq and is a predicted model, not a curated record. Gene Ontology annotation, cellular component: SAGA complex. Lineage: Eukaryota; Metazoa; Chordata; Actinopteri; Cypriniformes; Cyprinidae. Gene Ontology annotation, molecular function: transcription coactivator activity. Gene Ontology annotation, biological process: regulation of transcription by RNA polymerase II. The coding region runs from base 1 to 426 and encodes 141 amino acids. The transcript has 3 exons.
AUGUCGGCUUUCAUCGCCGCUAGUUCUUCGAAGACGGCUAGUGUGCCACACACACGCUCUUUGGAGGCUCGUAUAAGAGAGGAGCUGGUGUCUCAGGGGCUGCUGGACUCUGAUGAGAGGCAAGGUGUCGGAGGAGAGUCUGAAGACGAGGUGCUGGCCGAGCUGCAGAAAAGACAGGCUGAACUCAAAGCGCUAACAGCUCACAACCGUUCGCGCAAGCAGGAGCUGCUCAAGUUGGCACGAGAAGAAAUGCGAAAACAGGAGCUUCGACAGCGGGUUCGAGUGGCUGAUAACGAGGUUAUGGAGGCAUUCCGUCGCAUAAUGGCAGCCAGGCAAAAGAAACGCACUCCAACGAAAAAAGAGAAAGAUCAGGCUUGGAAAGCUUUGAAAGAGAGAGAAAGUAUUCUCAAACUCUUAGAUGGAUAAAUAUGACCGGCAGCUAUAAUGUGGUGUGUUUGUUGGUUAUGGACACUUCAUAAAGACAGCUUCAGCAUUCAGACAACUUGAAGAACACGUAAACAAACAUUUCAUAUAAUGUUCAUAUCUUUUGGUUACUCUCUAUCUUAAGACCUGAGGUUACUAGUUGUGAUAAUAAAGGUGUUUGACACUAGUUUUCAAGAGCCACUGACUUGACACUGUUGAUGCCAGAAUGUAAGUUUACUUUUUUCUUUUUUGCCGCCUUUAUGUACAGUUCCCAAAGGCAGCUGAUUAACAUAGUAGAUUGAUAUUGUUAAAGGAAUAGUUCACCAAAAAUAAAACACUUGUCAUGUCGGUCCAAA